Messenger RNA from Scleropages formosus (Asian bonytongue), 1047 nucleotides. RefSeq names its product trace amine-associated receptor 1-like. Bases 1 to 1047 code for a protein of 348 amino acids. NCBI's taxonomy places the organism in Eukaryota, Metazoa, Chordata, Actinopteri, Osteoglossiformes, Osteoglossidae. Gene Ontology annotation, molecular function: trace-amine receptor activity. The record is from RefSeq and is a predicted model, not a curated record. Gene Ontology annotation, biological process: G protein-coupled receptor signaling pathway. The transcript has a single exon. Gene Ontology annotation, cellular component: membrane.
AUGAACUUAUCCGACCACAGCAACAGCAUGUAUGCAGAGACAUAUUUUUGCUACGAAUCAGUGAGUGGGUCAUGCAAGAAGUUUGUCCGAUCACUAAGUCUUCAGUUCUCCAUGCUUGCGUUCAUGGGGUUAACUAUACUGGUCACCAUGAGUGGGAACCUUUUGGUCAUCAUGGCAAUAUCGCACUUCAAGCAGUUGCACACCUCCACAAAUGGACUGAUCCUCUCUCUAGCGGUGUGUGAUUUCCUCCUGGGGGCCCUGAUCAUGCCCUGCAGUGCCAUGCGCUCCAUCCAUGGCUGCUGGUUCCUGGGUGAUCUGGCUUGCAAGCUCCACACCAGCACUGACAUCAUGCUGAGCACGGUUUCUAUCUUCCACCUUUCUUUCAUCUCUAUUGAGCGCUACAUUGCCGUCUGCUCCCCACUAAUGUAUCAAUCUGUGAUGAACUCUGUGACAACUUUGCUAAUGGUCAUAACCAGCUGGCUUGUACCUGCCGCCUUUGCCUUUGGAAUGAUCUUCUCUGAGCUCAACUUAAAGGGCAGUAAAGAUUUCUACAAAACAAAUGUGUAUUGUUAUGGAGGCUGCCCAGUAUUCUUCAGCCAAGCAUCUGCCGCAUUUGCCUCUAUGUUCUCUUUCUUCAUCCCUGGUCUGAUCAUGUUUGGCAUUUACAUGAAAAUUUACAAGGUUGCCAGAAGUCAAGCCCGAUCAAUUAAAGGCCAGACACAGCAGUUCAGGGUAGAAAAUUCUAAUGGGUCCAGAGUUUCAAGACAACGAGAGAAAAAAGGGGCAAUAAUCCUGGCAGUAGUGGUUGGAGUAUUCCUCAUCUGCUGGACCCCAUUUUUCUUUUGCAACAUGAUUGACCCUUUCAUUGGCUACACCAUCCCACCUACACUGGUUGAUGCUCUGGUCUGGUUUGGUUACAUGAACUCGAGUUUCAACCCUCUAGUUUAUGCUUUCUUUUACUCUUGGUUUAGAAAAGCACUGAGGAUAAUUAUCACAGGAAAGAUCUUUUACAGAGAUUCCUGUCGAAUGAGACUGUACUCUGAAUGA